Messenger RNA from Solea solea (common sole), 7011 nucleotides. RefSeq names its product v-ski avian sarcoma viral oncogene homolog a (gene skia). Gene Ontology annotation, biological process: negative regulation of BMP signaling pathway. Gene Ontology annotation, cellular component: nucleus. Lineage: Eukaryota; Metazoa; Chordata; Actinopteri; Pleuronectiformes; Soleidae. The record is from RefSeq and is a predicted model, not a curated record. Gene Ontology annotation, molecular function: SMAD binding; RNA polymerase II cis-regulatory region sequence-specific DNA binding; DNA-binding transcription factor activity, RNA polymerase II-specific.
GGAGGGAGGGAGGCAGGCGCUCAGACUUGUCAUCUCCAUACAGUCAGAGUGAACUGCGGGGGCAGACGGAGCCUGAAAGAGCUUCAGUCCUCGAGAGCGGACUUAUCCUCAAACACGGAUUUCUCAUCGACCCACGAAUCCCCGCGUUUUGUUUCAUAUCGUCGCCCGACUCUCGCUGUUUCUCCCGAAACUCGACGAACCGGACGGAACUUUUUCUCGCCUGUCUCUUGCGCGCGCGCGUGUGAGAGUGUGAGUGAGUGAGUGUGAGUGUGUGUGUGUGUGUGUGUGGAGUUUAGAAGCUCGUCCUUCUUCAGAUAUGGACAGUGAACGAGCCGCUGCAGGGAGCGACUGACUCUGUGGGAGUAAAGAAAGGAGAGAGGGGAGAAAACAAGGGAGCGAGGAGCCCAGAGAGGAGCCCAAAGUCUGCGCGCGCGUGUGUGUCUGUGUGUGACUUUUCAACUGGAUGUUUGAUGAAGCGCUUCGACGCGUCGGAGAAUUCUGGGACACCGUGGAUUUUCCAGACUCGCGGACACAGCAGCGACUCUCGUGAUCCCCCGUCGACGACGCGAAGUCUUCACGCUCGUAAAGUUGCAGGAAAAACAUGGAGACAGUAAGUCGGCAGAGCUUCCAGCCUCAUCCGGGACUGCAACAAACUCUCAAGCAGUUUCACCUCAGCUCUAUGAGCUCUCUGGGCGGACCGGCGGCGUUCUCUGCCCGGUGGCAACAUGAGCUCCUCUUCAAGAAGGACGGCAAAGAGCCCGAGCCGGUUCUGCAGCAUCUGCCGCCGCCGGUGAUGCCCGGUCCGCUCUUCAUCCCGUCGGACCGCUCCACGGAGAGGUGCGAGACGGUGCUGGAGAGCGAGACCAUCUCGUGCUUCGUGGUCGGCGGCGAGAAGCGGCUGUGUCUGCCGCAGAUCCUCAACACGGUGCUGCGGGACUUCAGCCUGCAGCAGAUCAACUCCGUGUGCGACGAGCUGCACAUCUACUGCUCCCGGUGCACGGCGGACCAGCUGGAGAUCCUCAAAGUCAUGGGGAUCCUGCCCUUCUCCGCGCCGUCCUGCGGCCUCAUCACCAAGACGGACGCGGAGCGGCUCUGCAACGCCCUGAUCUACGGAGGCGCGUACCCGCCGCGCUGCAAGAAGGAGCUGAGCGGCGGCGGCGGCUCGCUGGAGCUGGAGCUCACCGAGAGGAGCUUCAAGGUUUACCACGAGUGCUUCGGCAAGUGCAAGGGCUUGUUCGUGCCGGAGCUCUACGCGAGCCCCAGCGCGGCGUGCAUCCAGUGCAUGGACUGCAGACUCAUGUACCCGACGCACAAGUUCGUGGUGCACAGCCACAAGGCGCAGGAGAACAGGACUUGCCACUGGGGCUUCGACUCGGCAAACUGGAGGGCGUACAUCCUCCUGAGCCCGGAUUACACGGGGAAAGAGGAGAAGGCGCGCCUGGAGCAGAUCCUGGACGAGAUCAAGGAGAAAUUUGACUUCGCCAACAAGUACAAGAGGAAAGCAUCAUCCAGGCCGUCAGACCCCGCCCCCAUGAAAAAGUCCAAACACGAAGACUUCCCGUUGCAAUCCUCGCUGGCCGACAAAGAGAAGCAGCACGACUGGCUGCAGUCCCUGUCUGCCUCCGCCAAGGGUGUAAACUGCAUUCAGCCCAGACAGAGGCCUUCAGCCUUCAGGCCCUGGUCUCCCCACAUCUCUGCGGGCGAGAAGGAGCCCUCCACUCACCCUCUGGCGCUGCUGAGAGACAGCUUUUACAACUACAAGAGUCUGGAAAACGGCGUGGCCCCCAAUGUGGCCCUCACACCGCUGCCUCUGGGGAAGGUGGGUCCCAUGUCCCCGUCAGCACCCAGCACCUCCCACCCCAAUGGAGGCGAAGCGCCAGGUGAAGGCGCCAACUCGAGGCCCCGCAAGAGAAGAGCCACGGGGGAGCACCAUCCACAGGCAACAGAGGCCACGUGUCCUCCGCCUUUCGCUGCCAGCAAGCCCCCGCCUCCGCCGCCCCCGCCUCCACCGCCCCCGCCGCCGCCUCAGGAGGACAAAGACUCUGAGGUGGAGAUCGAAGUGGAGAGUCGUGACGAGUUUACUUCAUCCAUGUCCUCGCUGUCGUCGCCGUCUUUCACCUCGUCCAGCAGCUCAGCCAAGGACUUGAGCUCGCCGUGCGCCCAGGGGCCAAUCUGCACUGCCACGUCGACCGAGCCACGCCUCCCAUCGCCACCCGCCGCCGCCGCCGCACCCGCCGCCGCACAGAUCGCGGCCGCGGUGACUCCUCCAGAGCUGGGGCUGGAGACGGAGCUGGAGAGCCUGAGGCAGGCGCUGGACAGCGGCCUGGACUCCAAAGAGUCCAAGGAGAAGUUCCUGCACGAGAUUGUGAAGAUGAGGGUGAAACAGGAGGAGAAGCUGGGCUCGGCUCUGCAGGCCAAACGCAGUCUCCAGCAGGAGUUGGAGUUUUUGCGAGUGGCCAAGAAGGAGAAGCUGCGAGAGGCGACCGAGGCCAAGCGAAACCUGAGGAAGGAGAUCGAGCGCCUCCGCGCCGAGAGCGAGAAGAAGAUGAAGGAAGCCAACGAGUCGCGGAUCCGCCUGAAGCGGGAGCUGGAGCAGGCUCGGCAGCUGAGGGUCUGCGACAAAGGCUGCGAGGCCGGACGGCUCCGCGCCAAAUACUCGGCACAGAUCGAGGACCUCCAGAUGAAGCUGCAGCACGCCGAGGCCGACCGCGAGCAGCUCCGAGCGGACCUGAUGCAGGAGCGGGAGGCCAGGGAGCACCUGGAGCGGGUGGUGAAGGAGCUACAGCAGCAGCUCUGGCCCAAAUCCAACAGUGACAAAGACGGUACAACCAUGGACAUGGCGGCGGACAAGUAACUCACCCUCCCACCACCUUUCACCUCCCCCCCGUCCGUCCAUCCGUCCGUCCGUCCGUCACCCUCUUCUCAAACUUCACCUGCACAAAUCAGACCAUAACCUCACCCAGGAGUUCUGGGCCGGGACACAAAGACUCUUCCUCAGAGAGAAGAAAUGGAGGAGCCUCCUCCUCCUCCUCCUUCACAAACAGUCACAAACUGGAAACAACAAAAGUCUAAAUUCUGCAAACAUGGAAGCAUGUGUUUCAAAAUCAAUCACUGACUCGCACCUUCCACACUGACACACACACACACACACACACGCACACAAGGCUUAGAGCACAACACGUGUCUGUGCCUGUCGAUCGUCUGACAAACUAAACAACAAAAGACUUUUGGAGACGUUGAUGCAGAAAGACGAUCAUUUUCUAUCAAGAGUGAGGCUUGUUUGUGGUGUGCGGCCAGCAGGGCGGCGCUCACGCAGUCGGAGGAGGAUUUUGAAGACAAUUAUAAGCUAUUUAAGAGACUACAUAGCGAUGUGUAAAGACAAAACAAAAAGAAGAAGACACAGUUACAUUGUUUCUCUGUGUGAUGGAAAAAAUGUAAAAGAUUCAAAUACAUUAGAAGAGAGAAAAACAACAAAACACACACACACACACACACACACACACACACACACACGGAGAUGAACUUUCCACAGCGACACCACCGUGGUUUUGUCGGUUCUUCAGGAAGCAAUCAGUGCCCACUCGGGGGGGGAGGGGGGGGCGACCCAUGUUACCCUCCUGCUGUUGUUUCAUAAAAGAAAGAAAGAAAUGAUGGAGUUCUAUGAGCAGGCAGGGAGGGGGGCGUGGCUUGCACUGGUGGUUAAACCCGUGGUUUGGACCCUGGAAAGAAAAACAUGUCACGUUGAAGGCACCUUUCUGAGCGAGCACUUGUUUUGGACUAAUAUCCGGCACACACACACACACACACACACGCACGCACGCACGCACGCACACACACACACACACACACACACACACACACACACACGCACACACACGCACGCACACACACACACACACACACACACACACACACACACACACACACACUGAUGUCCACGGCCUCACCGAAGCCUUAACCAUAACCAGUUAAUCCCUAACCCUAAUCUUAACCUAACCACAGUUCCUCAGAAGUGAGGUUUCUGCCUCAUUAGGACCAGGUUUUUGGUCUCCAUGAGGACGACUGGUCCUGACAAGGUCAGUGUUUAUGCCAGGAAAAACAUCCUAAAGACACACACACACACACACACACACAUUUGACUCGACCAUCGUUUAAAUGACGACAUGUUUUUCUUCCUCCAGUCGACACCAUGACAUCGUCGGGGACCGGGUGUGGCGCCCCCUAGCAAGAACCGCAGUAAAAAAAAAAACAAAAACAAAAGUUCAUGUUCAUUAAAUUAAAGUAUGUAAAUAUAAAUAUUAUGUUUCUUUUGUUUUUUUUCUCCUUUAUUUUCUUUACAAUAAUGAAUCGCACUUUGUCAUAACAAAAAUACUGUUUGAAAUAACGCGUUGUACUCUCCCACUAUCGCCGACAGCCUUUUCGUUUCGAGAACAUCACCUUAUAUGUGACUGCUAUCAUAGAAGCGUUGUUAUUGAUCAUCAUCAUCAUCAUUAUUAUUAUUAUUAUUAUUAUUAUUAUUAUGCAUCUUGAAUAAACAAACAAACACAGUUGCUCUGUUUCCUCUAAAGGCAAAAAGUAUUGUAAAUAAAAGAAAAAAAGAAAAAAACAAGGCUCUACCUGUUGCUUGCUGACGCAGUGUGGGGUUGUUUUUGUAAAAGAGCUGAUGCUUCGCCUUCACCUGGUUAUAACAAAAUUAAACACAAAUAAGUAACCAUCCUCAUAUACUGUACAUCAUCAGGGUUUUAUUUUAUUUUUAUUUUAUUUUAUAGGAACCUGAAGAGAAAUCAUAAUAUUCAAAUCAGAUUUUAUUCAAAAAAUAAAAAAUAAAAAAAAGUGGGUACAAUGCAAUCAGAAUGUACAUUGUGUUAAUGCUAAUUUUUUUUUGUUUUGUUUCCUUUUUGGUUGUUGAUGUUGUUUUUUAAAACGUGGAGAUAUUUUUAUUGCUCGUCUGUUAUGUUCACUUCUGUUUUUCCACACAAUAGAAAACUCAUUAUUUUUCUUUUAUGCAUGAACUUUGAGAAAGUUUUGCCAUACAUAAUAUAGUCAGUCAGUUAUUGGGCAUUUGAUACUGUACAUGUAAGGGUUUAUUUUUUAUUUCUUUGUUUUUUCUCCAUUUGUGUUAUGCAACAUAAAGCAAUUUAUCUUAUUUAGAAGAGGAAGAAGCGACACGUCAUAUGUUGUUCUUAAGAGAAAAAAAGAAAACAAAUAAAUGAAACUUCACACUUGCAAAAAAAGAAAUAAAUAAAACAAUAAUAUAUAUAUAUAUAUAUAUAUAUAUAUAUAUAUAUAUGUAUAUAUAUAUAUAUAUAUAUAUAUAUAAUUCAUGCAAUGCUGGACAACCUCAAGUGCCUGGACGUGGGCGAAAGGUUUCCAGAGUAGGAAAACUGAGGGGUGAAUCCCUUGGGGGCGGGGCCUCUUAUUAACUUCCUGUUUGCAGGGUGUUUUUUUUUUUCAAAUUAAAACGACCCCACUCCGUCGCUCAGCAGCUCUUUUUUUAUCAGUAUUCCUAAAAAAAAAAACAACCAGUUUACAAAGUUUCCUUCUGUUUUUUUUGCAAACGCCGAGAACAACUGCUUUUUUUUGUAUUCGUCUGAAAUCAACGAUGUGCAUGUUUGAACCGUUUUUUAUAGAAGACAAAAGAAAGAGAGAGAAAGAAAGAAAAGCCACUCGCUUCGGUGAAUUGUUACUUUGGUUUGUACAUAAAAAGACGACGUACAUGUUUGUUCCCAGUUUGGCGGAGCGCUCCUGAGGCGGGAACCCCGUCCCAGGAUAAUAAAGGAGGGGGCAUUAUUAUUAUUAAUAUUAUUAUUAUUAUUAUUAUUAUUAUUAUUAUGCUAAAAAAACAAAAACAAAGCCUGUUUCUUAUCUCAGAGGACGACACUGCAUCUGUGACUUUUGUCAGACCUAAAAAAAUUGGUACAUUUUGUAGUUGUUUUUACACUCGAAGAAAAAGAAAAAUAAAGCGCUGACAGCCUGUGUGUCGUUUCCUUUCCUCAUGGUUUUGUAGAAAAUAAAGAAGGGAGGCGAUAACGACAUUGGCUCUUUUGCUCUCUCCCGCCGCGCGCUCACAAAGAAAAGAAAAAAGCUGUUAAACGACGUCUUGUUUUCUAAAGGAGAAUCAUUUUGCUAAAAAACACAAACAGACAAACAAACAAACAUGGACAGUAAAGCAGCAAUAACAGUCCAUAUUAAUAGACAAAUACUAGCCAGUGUGAAGAUUUGAAUAAGAAUUUUCAAAUGUAAAUAUGUUUUUUUUGUUGUUUUUUUUUCAUGUUAUGAUAUUGUAUAAUAUAUGUACAUGGUGUUUCCUUUUGGAGAAGAAAUCUUUUCUUACAAUAACUGUCUUUUUUGUUUUCUGGGAAUUUGUGUUUUUAACGGAGAUGUUUGAAAAACAGUGAAUGCUGUGCGUAAGAGAAUAAUUCCCUACAUAAACAUGUUACUCCAUUUUCUUUUCAUUCUUUUUUUUUACUGUAGAGUCUUUAUAUGGAAUGACCUUUUUUCACCAGUUCAUAUAUAUUUUUUAACAGUAUGUUCAGUAUCAGAUAGCAGACCUACAGUAUGGCUCACGGAAAUGUGACUACGCCACUUGCAGAUUGUCCCCCGCCCCCCCCCGACCCUUGACCCCCACCACCACCACCACCUGUAAUCCUCAUGUAUCCUUUUAGCCCUGUGCUGCUGCUAAUACUAUAUAAACUUUACAAUUCUAGAAAUAUUUUUAUCUAAGAGGUAAAUGUAAGCUUCCCAUUUAUUAAUACCACAUAUACAGUAUGGAAAAAAAAAAGCUUGGCUCCUUCAUCUCUGUCCCUCGUUUGUCCCCCGCCCCUCAUCUUGUCCACACCUCGUCUCUCUCUCUCCGACAGCGUCCCCUCCCUCCUUCUCUCGCGACACGGACUAUAUUGUAAAGUAAAGGACUUUAUGAGAUUAUGUUUGAAAAUAGCUAUGCUUAUAUACUACAUUGACUGAAUGUACAGUGUAUAGAUGCAUUACCAGAAAUAAAGUUGUUUGUCCAGA